Molecule: messenger RNA, 1068 nt
Organism: Oppiella nova
Lineage: Eukaryota; Metazoa; Arthropoda; Arachnida; Sarcoptiformes; Oppiidae
Source: the annotation of a GenBank genome assembly
AGCAAACAAAUGAGUGACCAAGUUAGGGAAGGCAUACUAUUAGGUUUGGGUCACCCAUUGCUGGACAUCAUCGUUACGGUAGACCAGAGCCUACUCGACAAAUACGGCCUCAACGCUAACGGUAGUGUCCGCGCGAAUGACACCCACGAGGGGCUAUACCGGGAACUGAUGGCCGACUACCGGUGUCAGUACAUCGCCGGAGGGUCGGUGCAGAACAGCUUACGCACCGCCCAAUGGAUGCUUAAUAAACCCAAUUGUAUGACAUUUAUGGGCGCUAUAGGGGACGACCAGUUUGGCCGUAUUAUGACUGAGUGUAUUAGCGCACAGGGAGUUAAUUUUGUGAGUCUAGUGGACAGUACGACCGGCACCGGGACCAGUGCCUGUCUUAUUAGCGGCAAAAACCGGUCAUUAGUAGCAUAUUUAGGCGCUUCACAGAACAUACGGAUCGCACAUUUGCACCGGAAUUACAGUUAUGUAGAAAAGGCCACAAUUUUCUAUACGUCGGGCUAUCAUUUGGGUAUAGACCCCGAGUCUAUUAUGUUUCUGGCUAAACACGCUCAUGAUUAUCAGGGUAAAAUGUUUUGUCUGAAUCUAUCGGCCCCUUAUGUGAGUCAGAAGCUGUAUAAACCUUUGUUGGAUGUCUUUCCUUAUGUGGAUAUAUUGUUUGGUAAUGAGUCGGAAGUGCAGGCAUUUGCCGAACUUAAUGGGUGGCAGACAACAGACAUGAAAACUAUGAUAAGACUGACGGCUGAUAUGGAGUGCCGGCGAAAGUCGGGCCGAACUGUAGUCAUAACUCAGGGAAAGGACUCCGUUUUGGUGGCAAAGACUGACUGUCCGGAUGUCAAGGAGUUUGUGGUGAAAGAAGUGGACGAAAGCCUAAUAGUGGACACCAUUGGAGCGGGCGAUGCAUUUGUGGGCGGAUUCUUCGCACAGUUAGUCCGGAACCGGGAGUUAGAGGUUUGCGUCGAGAGUGGGAUAUACGCCGCACAACAAGUCAUUCAACACAUUGGCUGUCAGUUCCCAACAGAUAUGCUUUUUCAAGGAAAUAAUAUGAAAUUGAAUUCAUAA